This is a messenger RNA of Numida meleagris (helmeted guineafowl), 1765 nucleotides long. It is a transcript of the gene CNIH3, whose product is annotated as cornichon family AMPA receptor auxiliary protein 3. The record is from RefSeq and is a predicted model, not a curated record. The transcript is spliced from 6 exons. Lineage: Eukaryota; Metazoa; Chordata; Aves; Galliformes; Numididae. Bases 316 to 798 code for a protein of 160 amino acids. Gene Ontology annotation, biological process: vesicle-mediated transport; regulation of AMPA receptor activity. Gene Ontology annotation, cellular component: synapse; dendrite.
CCUAUGCUUUAGUUAGGACUUCAGUUAGAAACACGCGGUCGUGACAAAAGACCCCGCCUCACCGGUGGGGGGACCUGUGCCGAAUCCACCCUCCGCUGGAAGCUCCACCGCCCUCACGGGGGAGGGCAGAGCGCGACGGGGGGUCGGGCCGCUCCCACUCCCAGCAGCAGGUGGAGGGCUCCGCUGGGGCUGGGCGGCUUUUUCUCCCUUCCCUGGUUGUCUCUGAGGGCGAGUGACUCCACCUUUGCCGGCGUCGGAGGCGUGGGCGGCCGUCUCCCCGCUGGGGCUCGGGGCAUCGCCGGGGCUCCCCUCGCCAUGGCUUUCACCUUCGCUGCUUUCUGCUACAUGCUGUCGCUCGUCCUCUGCGCCGCACUCAUCUUCUUCGCCAUCUGGCAUAUAAUCGCCUUUGAUGAACUACGGACGGACUUCAAAAGCCCAAUAGAUCAGUGCAACCCAGCCCACGCAAGAGAGCGGCUGAGAAAUAUUGAGCGUAUUUGCUUCCUCCUGCGAAAGCUGGUGUUGCCGGAGUACUCCAUCCAUAGCCUUUUCUGCAUAAUGUUUUUGUGUGCUCAGGAAUGGCUCACACUGGGCUUAAAUGUUCCUCUGCUUUUUUAUCACUUCUGGAGGUAUUUUCGUUGCCCAGCAGAUAGUUCAGAACUCGCUUAUGAUCCACCUGCAGUUAUGAAUGCAGAUACCUUGAGUUACUGUCAAAAAGAGGCCUGGUGUAAGCUAGCUUUCUAUCUCCUUUCUUUCUUCUACUAUCUUUACUGCAUGAUCUACACUUUGGUGAGCUCUUAACUAAAAGAUCAUCAUUAAAGACUGAAAACAACAAAACCUGUGGAGGUGCAAGGAGGAUUGGUCCAAGUGAUGCAUGAUUAAAAGAUAAAUAAGUAAAUGGAAAUUAAAAAGAGGAAGACUUUGAACCCAAGAAGUAGAGUAUGUGACAGAGACACUGAGCAGAAGCAGAGUACCAUGAAGAAUGACUGAGUUAACUGUGUUUGUCUCCUGUCUCUCAGUGUGUUGCAGUAAAUGACUUUCAAAACCCAAGGGAAACAAACAAACAAAAAAGCAACCAAGUAGUCUGAGUUACAGAACUGUUUUCCUCUUCAAGGAUAAUGCUGCUCAGCUAAAUGGAUUCAUCAUAACCUGUAGUCCUUACCGUCUUCCAGGGAGCAAAGUUUCUUUCUUUUAAUGAUUGUUCUGUUCUCAGGAAGCAAAGGACAAGAUCAUCAUAAACAGCAGGAACAUUUACAUAGUAUGUCAUGAAAAUGAGCACUAACUAGGGUUCAGACGAGAUGUGUGACUGUUCUGCAGGCAUGUUCAUGUGACACUCAUCAAACAGGGAUGUUGGAUCUUGGGGGAUUGUUUUCUGUGGAUUUUCCCUGCCCUUCACCUUUAGCACUAACAACAAAGAAUUUAGAAAUUGCAGUGUUCUGUUUUUUAAUAUGUUAUUACUGUAGACAAACUUGCAGUAUGUUUCUGUACUUCAAUUGUGUUGCAUCGAUAACGUAGUGAUAAGUAUGAAUACAUUGGGAUUGGCUUAACCAAAUUAAGCACUUACCAGAGUAGUGUUCCUCUGACUGCAAAAAAGCCUGGUGAGAGCUACAUAAAUUAAAGAGGAUUGUAAUAUAUAUAUUAUAUUCCUUAGAGUGCUGGACAGUGAAAUACCGGACUAGAUCGUGGUCUGUAAUUCUAUUGUGCAAUUUUAUUUCUGCUGUCAAAUUUAUGCUAAAACUAAGUCACUCAAUGUUUUUGUUCCGUAUGA